Messenger RNA from Camellia sinensis, 1389 nucleotides. The record is from RefSeq and is a predicted model, not a curated record. NCBI's taxonomy places the organism in Eukaryota, Viridiplantae, Streptophyta, Magnoliopsida, Ericales, Theaceae.
UAAUUUACAAUUAAUUUUCUUAUAUUUAAUUUUUAUGAUAGUUCUCCAAUAAAGAUUGCAUAAUGCAUCAUUAUUUGUGAAUAAUUUUUAAUUUUUUUGAAUAUGGACUUAAUAAUACACAAGAAAUGGUGUUAUCUACUGUAUAGAAUAUGGUUCCAGCAAUGGUGUCAUGUGUAGAGAUGAUGUUAGAAAGAUAGAAGCAAUAUGAAGGCAAAGAAAUUGAGAUAUUUGAAGAGUUUAGAGUAUUAACCUCAGAAGUGAUUUCAAAAACAACUUUUGGGAGUAGUUAUUUGGAAGGAAAAGACAUACUUGAGAUGCUGACACACUUGGGUACCAUAACUUCUAGAAAUGUGUUCAAAAUUAGGCUUCUUGUCAUCAGUCAAUUUUGGAAAAGUAGCGCUGAUAUAGAAUCAGAAAAACUUGAACAAGGGAUACAAGAUUCUAUUUUAGAGAUUAUAAAGAAAAGAGAAAAUGUAGAACUAGACAACUAUGGGACUGAUCUUCUUGGACUACUUGUCAAGGCAAGUAAUGAUGCAGAUGAGAAUAAAAGAAUUACAGUGGAAACUGUGGUUGAUGAGUGCAAGACCUUUUACAUUGCUGGACAUGAAACUACAACCACCUUGCUUGCAUGGUCUGUUCUUCUUCUAGCAAUUCAUACAGAUGGGCAAGAGGAAGCAAGAAAGGAGGUCCUUCAGUUGUUUGACCAACAAUAUCCAAAUGCAGAAGGCAUUCCAAAAAUGAAAAAGAUGAACAUGAUCAUUAAUGAGUCUCUAAGACUAUAUCCUCCUAUCAUCAAUAUUACAAGAAAAGUUCAACGGAAAGUCAAACUGGGACAACUCAUUCUUCCAGCCAAUAUAAAUGUGACUAUUUUGACAUUGGCACUUCAUCUUGAUCCCCAAAUAUGGGGAGAUGAUGUGUAUCUUUUCAAGCCUGAACGAUUUUCAGAAGGAAUCGCUAAAGCUACCAACAACAACCCAGGAGUAUAUCUUCCUUUCGGUUUCGGACAACGAAGUUGUGUUGGCAUGAACUUUGCAAUCAAUGAAACAAAAAUUGCUUUGUCAAUGAUUCUGCAACGCUACGCCUUCACUCUAUCCCCCACCUAUACUCACUCGCCAAUCCAAGUUUUAACAGUUCGUCCACAACAUGGGAUUCAAGUCAAACUUCAUGCUCUCUAGUACAAUAUAGACAAGUUUUGUUAACAAGUUGUUUUCUGGGUGAAGAUAGUAGUAAAUCUUCGCAGCUUUUGUUCAAUCAGUUGUACACUAUGAUGACGUUUGAAGGUUGUUGAACUAUGGAGGAAUGACUAAAUAAACUUUUGUAAAGAAAAAUAAAUACUAUCUAUAAUCGCAUUAAUUUUGUAAAGACAUGGUCAAUUUAAACUUUUAUUUA